This is a messenger RNA of Engraulis encrasicolus (European anchovy), 1288 nucleotides long. It is a transcript of the gene glra4a, whose product is annotated as glycine receptor, alpha 4a. Gene Ontology annotation, biological process: chloride transmembrane transport; regulation of membrane potential; chemical synaptic transmission. The record is from RefSeq and is a predicted model, not a curated record. Bases 53 to 1288 code for a protein of 411 amino acids. NCBI's taxonomy places the organism in Eukaryota, Metazoa, Chordata, Actinopteri, Clupeiformes, Engraulidae. The transcript has 8 exons. Gene Ontology annotation, molecular function: transmitter-gated monoatomic ion channel activity involved in regulation of postsynaptic membrane potential; excitatory extracellular ligand-gated monoatomic ion channel activity; chloride channel activity. Gene Ontology annotation, cellular component: neuron projection; plasma membrane; synapse.
CGUCUCCAAAGCCCAGAAGCCCACGUCCCCAUCUGACUUCCUUGACAAACUAAUGGGCCGGACUUCGGGCUACGACGCCCGCAUCAGACCCAACUUCAAAGGUCCUCCUGUUAAUGUCACCUGUAAUAUAUUCAUCAACAGCUUUGGGUCCAUCACAGAAACAACCAUGGAUUACAGACUCAACGUGUUCCUACGGCAACACUGGAACGACCCGCGGCUAGCCUACAGCGAGUUCCCGGACGCCUCCUUAGACCUGGACCCCUCCAUGUUGGACUCCAUCUGGAAGCCCGACCUGUUCUUCGCCAACGAGAAGGGCGCCAACUUCCACGAGGUCACCACGGACAACAAGCUGCUGCGCAUCUUCCAGAACGGGAACGUGCUCUACAGCAUCAGGCUCACUCUGAUCCUGUCGUGCCCAAUGGACCUGAAGAAUUUCCCCAUGGACAUCCAGACCUGCACCAUGCAGCUGGAGAGCUUUGGCUACACUAUGAACGACCUGAUCUUUGAGUGGCUGUCAGACGGGCCAGUACAAGUGGCGGAUGACCUGAUGCUUCCCCAGUUUGUCCUGAAGGAGGAGAAGGACCUUGGCUACUGCACCAAGCACUACAACACAGGUAUGUUCACCUGUAUCGAGGUGAAGUUCCACCUGGAGCGGCAGAUGGGCUACUACCUGAUCCAGAUGUACAUCCCCAGCCUGCUGAUCGUCAUCCUCUCCUGGGUCUCCUUCUGGAUCAACAUGGACGCCGCCCCCGCGCGCGUCGGCCUGGGCAUCACCACCGUGCUCACCAUGACCACGCAGAGCUCCGGGUCACGGGCAUCGCUACCUAAGGUGUCCUAUGUGAAGGCUAUUGAUAUCUGGAUGGCCGUGUGUCUGCUGUUCGUCUUCGCCGCCCUGCUAGAGUACGCCGCCGUCAACUUCGUCUCCCGGCAACACAAGGAGUUCAUCAGGCUGAGGAAGAAGCAGCGGAGGCAGAGAAUGGAGGAGGAGCUGGUGCGUGACAGCCGGGGCUUCUAUUUCCGUGGUUACGGCCUGGGCCACUGCUUGCAGACGAAGGACGGCACGCCCAUCGACGGCUCCACCUCCGUCUUCGCGCCCUCGCCGCCGCCGCACCCCCACAUGCACGUGCUGUACGACGGCGACGCCGUGCGCAAGCGCUUCGUGGACCGGGCCAAGCGCAUCGACACCAUCUCGCGCGCCGUCUUCCCGCUCAGCUUCCUCAUCUUCAACAUCUUCUACUGGAUCACCUACAAGGUGCUCCGGCACGAGGACAUCCACGCCAACUUGUAA